UACAGCUACAGAAUACAGAAACGUCGUCAAGAGAUAGACUUGCCUGUGUAGUUGUCAUUCUCGAACUGUGCAUGUGCAUAUCGUAAGAGGAAGAUGGCAGACAACAGGGAGAAAGCAACCGAUCAAAUGAAACUAUGGAAGCAGAAUCGGGGGACUCAGAGACCAGAUGUGUUGACCACAGGGGCAGGUGUGCCAAUUGGAGACAAGCUAAAUGAACUGACAGCAGGCCAGCGUGGACCCCUGUUGGUUCAAGAUGUGGUGUUCACCGAUGAGAUGGCCCAUUUUGACCGGGAGCGCAUUCCGGAGAGAGUGGUGCAUGCUAAAGGAGCUGGAGCAUUUGGUUACUUUGAAGUGACCCAUGACAUCAGUUGCUACUCCAAGGCCAACGUGUUUGAGCAUGUGGGCAAGACCACACCAAUAGCCAUCCGUUUCUCCACUGUCGCUGGAGAAUCAGGAUCUGCAGACACAGUGAGAGACCCACGUGGCUUUGCCGUCAAGUUCUACACGGAUGAGGGCAACUGGGACUUGACUGGAAAUAACACGCCCAUCUUUUUCGUCAGGGAUGCUCUUCUGUUCCCCUCCUUUAUCCACUCCCAGAAGCGCAACCCCCAGACCCAUCUGAAAGACCCGGACAUGGUGUGGGACUUCUGGAGCCUGCGGCCCGAGUCCCUCCAUCAGGUGUCAUUCCUGUUCAGUGACCGUGGUAUUCCUGAUGGCUUUCGACAUAUGAAUGGCUAUGGCUCACACACCUUCAAACUGGUCAAUGCCGAAGGCUACCCAGUCUACUGCAAGUUCCACUUCAAGGUGGACCAGGGCAUCAAAAACUUAGAUCCAGCAGAGGCAAACAGACUUGCAGCCACUGAUCCCGACUAUGCCAUCAGAGAUCUCUACAAUGCCAUCGCCACUGGGAACUUCCCGUCCUGGACCUUCUACAUCCAGGUCAUGACGUUUGAGCAGGCGGAGAAGUUCCCAUUCAACCCAUUCGACCUGACCAAGGUCUGGUCCCACAAGGAUUACCCACUGAUCCCUGUAGGGAAGCUGGUCCUCAACAGAAACCCGGUCAACUACUUUGCAGAGGUGGAGCAGCUGGCCUUUGAUCCCAGCAACAUGCCUCCAGGCAUUGAGCCCAGCCCAGACAAAAUGCUGCAGGGCCGGCUGUUCUCCUACCCAGACACACACAGGCACCGUCUGGGUGCCAACUACCUGCAGCUGCCCAUCAACUGCCCUUUUAGGGCCCGCGUGGCCAACUACCAGAGGGACGGCCCCAUGUGCAUGGGCGACAACCAGGCUGGAGCCCCUAACUACUACCCCAACAGCUUCAGUGCCCCAGAGACCCAACCCCGCUUCAUGGAGUCCAAGUUUCAGGUGUCCGCCGACGUGGCUCGCUACAACAGUGCUGAUGAUGACAACGUUACUCAGGUGCGCGCCUUCUACACCGAAGUCCUGAGCGGGCCAGAGCGGCAACGUCUGUGUGAGAACAUGGCCGGAGCACUGAAGGGAGCGCAGCUCUUCAUUCAGAAGCGCAUGGUCCAGAAUUUGAUGGCCGUCCACGCUGACUACGGGAACCGGGUUCAGGCUCUGCUAGACAAACACAAUGCCGAGUCCAAGGAGGCUGGGGUGCGGGUGUACACCCGAGGUGGGGCAUCUGCAGUGGCAGCCGCCUCAAAGAUGUGAUGCUCUACUCCCGCCAGCAGAGGGCUCCCUGCUCUCCCCCCCUGCACUUCAACCUGCUCUGGUGGCUAUCAGCUCCCGUCCUGCCCAUCUGAGAAAAGCUUGCCAAACAGCUUACUAUAGAUAUAAGGCUCCUUGGAUAAUCUGUGUUGCUUUAUCUUCUGCAUUAACAAGCAGUCUGUUUUUCUUUUGCCAAAGUGAUUCUGAGGUCUGAUGGUAAAUGGUGUUUCACAGAAUCGUUCCUCCCUAUUUCAACACUAGAACCAGUAGAAAGUCAGAUUUCUGUCUGUCAUACUUGAUUGUUGCUGAUUUGGUUAAACUACCACUAUAUGUCCACCGUAAUAGCAUUAUCUGAUUUUUUAUGACUGAACUCAACAUGCUUUUCUUGAGUAAUUAAAUUCAAGUGACCAUUUUACAACAGAGUACCAUGCAGGCUGAGAUCAUAUGCUUGGCACUCCUGAAAGACAAAUCAAGGAAGAUCACUUUACAUCUGUGUAUCAAACUGACCAGACUUGCAUGCAAGGUAGAGUACAAAACAACAUUCCAUUACCCCUACAUCCAUUUCACUUUGUCCUGAAUGAUCCUCGAUAUAUCUUCUCAAUCUGAGCAGACAGAGGCAUUUUAUGAACCACUUCAAUUCUGUAAGAUGACCUAGUUUGAAUAGGUCAUUGUGCAGAGAUGAGGUCUCCAUUUCCUGAUCAAAGUGAGAUGCUCUUUCUUUUUAUGCUGCUCUGUGGCCAGUGAUCAGGGCUGAUCUACUGCACGUCUGUGUCCUCGUAUGAAAAGAUCUCCAAUAUAUUUUUUGAAAUGAAGCUCUGUUAUUUGUUCAGUUUUGGUUUGAUGUUUUACUGACAUGUGGCUAAUGACUCUGUGAGCCUCCACCCUCCUCCUUACUAAGUGGGAAUCAGCAUGUUGCCAUUCAGUCAGUCUGUUAGGCACUGUAUUUUCAAUAGGGAUGUAAAUAGCUGAUUCCAUCAUGGGAGUCAUGUCCAUUGUAGAGGAAUUGAUACCUGAUAACAUUUUUUUUCUUGACAAUAUUUUAUUAAUGUAGUUUAAGGUAUUAUGGUAUUAUAAUUCAAUUUGAACCUAAACAGUCAAGGAUGGGAGCACUUAUUCCCUUGCUUAGCCAGCCUGUCAGAAGAUCAGUAACCAGUGGAAUUCCACUAAGAUGACUUGUGAAUGCCUUAAGCCACCGAAUGUACACUGUACGUGUUUUGUAAUUUAAGUAAAUAAAACCUGAUUAUAUUAGAA
Alosa sapidissima (American shad) is the source of this 2922-nucleotide messenger RNA. It is a transcript of the gene cat, whose product is annotated as catalase. Gene Ontology annotation, molecular function: catalase activity; heme binding. Lineage: Eukaryota; Metazoa; Chordata; Actinopteri; Clupeiformes; Clupeidae. Gene Ontology annotation, biological process: response to hydrogen peroxide; hydrogen peroxide catabolic process. The record is from RefSeq and is a predicted model, not a curated record. Gene Ontology annotation, cellular component: mitochondrion; peroxisome; cytoplasm. Bases 94 to 1674 code for a protein of 526 amino acids. The transcript has 13 exons.